Hyla sarda is the source of this 3201-nucleotide messenger RNA. It is a transcript of the gene UBOX5, whose product is annotated as U-box domain containing 5. Gene Ontology annotation, biological process: protein polyubiquitination. The transcript has 5 exons. The coding region runs from base 177 to 1799 and encodes 540 amino acids. Lineage: Eukaryota; Metazoa; Chordata; Amphibia; Anura; Hylidae. Gene Ontology annotation, molecular function: ubiquitin-ubiquitin ligase activity; ubiquitin protein ligase binding. Gene Ontology annotation, cellular component: nucleus. The record is from RefSeq and is a predicted model, not a curated record.
CGUUCCUGGAGAACUGACCACGCCCUCUCCCGGCUCGGCUGACUGCAGUAGUGACAUUGUGCGCGUCAUCAGUGCGCGCCGCCGGAUUGCGUCUCUCCCCAGUGCAUGGACAGGCGGCGAUAGAGGAGACCGGAGCCGGUGUUGCUACGUGGAGACCCUACAGAAUAUUCGCCAGGAUGGUUGUGAACCUCUGCCUUCCUCAGUUUAAGCCAAGAGUAUUUUGCAACAAGAUAAGUGCUGAUGGGUAUGAAGUGGAGAAUCUGGUCUCCGAAGACCUCGCUAAAAGAAAUCGGGGUUUCCGUUGCGAAUAUUUCAUUAAGCCUCCCAUACACAUCACCUUCUCUUUUCCAUUUAAUAUAGAUAUAUGUAGGAUUAAUAUAGACACUUCCUCUGGGGGGCACCAGCAUUUUUCAGGAAUGGACAUUUAUACAGCUACCUCCGCCAACAAAAUGUCUUGGAAUACCCACGAGGCGAGCCAUCCGUCUUUGGUCAGCCAGGCGCUGGACAAAGAGGUCUUUGCUUUGGUGGGGAAAGUCGUGCUUAAAAAUCAAAGCAAGGCUACGUUUAAUAACAGAGGCUUCAAACCACGACACCCGUUCCAUCAGACCGAUAAUGUCAUGUCUUACCAUGGGUCGUCGUGCCAGGAUCUGUGGAAUAAGGGGCUGAACUCGCUAAGUAAUGUUACCCACCUGAAGAUCUGUAUAACGCACGUAGCGGGGGGAACGCCUUGUAGUAUAAAGAGGGUGGAAGUAUGGGGACAGCCUGCAAAGACGAGCCCCAAGGAAGUGGUGGAGAAUGUUUACCAAAUUGCUUGCCUAAGUCUUCCCCAUGGCUUCGGGCAGCAGCAGCAUCCCGCGUCGCCUAUGGAAAGUAACCACAUGUCUUAUAGCAACUCAGAAAAUACACAGCACAGCCUGAGUGAGCUCGCCAAUAUACUCCAAGAUGUCCCGGAGGAGUUUCUGGACCCUAUUACCCUGGAGAUCAUGACUUUCCCUAUAAUCCUUCCAUCGGGGAAAGUCAUCGACCAAAGCACACUCGAUAAAUGCAACCAAAGCGAAUCGUCAUGGGGCAGGAUGCCGAGUGACCCAUUUACGGGUGUUCCUUACUCUCCACACUCCCAGCCUCUCCCCCACCCUUGCCUCAAAGCUAGGAUUGACUACUUUCUCUUACAGCACAAUAUUCCAGGCUCAAACCUCUUAGGAAGAGCCAAAGUUGGUGCGCCGGUGACUGCUUCUGCCAUUACUUUGUCCUCCAUGAAGAGGAAAGUGGAAUGGAUGGAGGAUUCGUCCAAUGAUGGCGACAAAGUAGACACCUACUUUUCAGCGGUGAGCGGCCUCUCGUCUACCUCAGAGUUUGGAAACAAGAAGAUGAAGACUGAAAACGACAGUCACAUGUCCCAGAUGGAUUGCUCCAAUUCAGAGUCAAUGUCCCAUGAACAGAGACUGACACAAAGCCUGGACCAGGCUCUCACCACAGCCCUAGGCUCCAUGCCAUCCUACACUGCAAAGUUUAUGAAGAGUCAGCAGCAAGGCUUUCACAUGGAGAGCGCCGGGAGCCCACCCUGGACCACCACCUCACCCAUUACUGAGCACACGAGGAGCGGCAGCGCGGUUCAAGGCUGCACAUCUUGUAUGAGAACAUUUUCAGCUUACUGUAAAACUGAACCCAUCUACCAGCUUUCCUGCGGCCAUCUCAUGUGUCGCUCUUGCCUGGCCGAAACUCAGAAGUCGCUCUCCGUGGUCUGCAGGAAUUGCAGUCGGACCGUUGCCACCCGUGAUGUGCUGAGGGUCCACCUAUAAGUUGGCGCCUGCACACACCAGAGGAGCCAAUCACGUUCAGCUUCCUUCCGGGAUAUAAUGCUUAAACGGGACACAACUUUUUGCUGCUAAUCUCUACUGACUUCUGCAUAUUUAUUUAGAAAGGUCACAUUAGGAGAUAUAAACGGCGCCGUAGCCUUGGCGUUUCUGCUCCCUCAUAGCUGUGCUAGUGAAAAGUCCAAAAAGAAAAAAAAGUUAUAGGUUUUGUGUUUACAAUGGGAUUCCAUACUGUGUUCCUUUUAAAAUAACAUGGACACCUGCUGGAACCUGAAUUUGGAAUUAAGUGCAAUUGUGUAUCGUGGUCCUCAUGCUUUCCUUCCUCGGUGCCUGGUAUGUUCUCCGCGUGGUUUCCGUAAAAUUAAAUAUGUCAUAACAGCAUACAGGCCUUGUAACGCCAUCUGUUGUGCCCUGCUGGUCACCUGACCACUUCUAUAGUAAUAUAAUGGCUGUACUUGGGCACCCCUUGUGUGCCGGCUGCCCUUGUCUUCCUUUGGUCGACUAAUGUGGAUAAUACAUAAUUUAGCUCCAAACAUAUUCAAGUUAACUGGAGUUGUCCAAUACAUAAAGCAUUGCUUCAUGUAUAAAGUUCCUGUUACAUAAUAGAUCAGUCCUUUAGUUCAAAUACACUUUGCAGUAUGGCUGCCACCAUUCAGUAAUUUAACAUCUCAGGUACUUUAAGAUUUCAGAUUCCCGGGUUGUUCUUUUUCUUUUUGAGUUGCAAAACCGUCUACUAUUACCGCAGUGAUGUAUGGAUAAGAGCAAUCUAACAUGAAAGGAAGUCUCCCAUUUUGUUAAUUUUACAUUGUAUUUCCAUGAGGGCGGAACUUACACUACAUGUCGGGGGUUUCAUAACAUAAUCCACAUAUAUAACAAUUUGUCCAGGGGGUCUGUGGAGCUGAAAACACCGCUAAUUCCUAGUGCUUAAAUCACAUUUAUAUGUAAUGUGAAUUUGAGAGACUUUUUUUUUUUUUUUUUCUAACUUUCCAAUUUACUAUCUAUAUUAUAAAAUAAACCUGCACUCUUGCCAGUGUCAACCUGGACACUGAUCCCAAUAAUAAGCUCACACUUUUGUGUGGAGAAAACCUUUUAGCAGUCUCCUCCUUAUCUUCACAAACAGAAUAACAGCAUAAGGUUGACAUUGGCAGCUAAGGCUGCGUUCACAUCUGCUCCGUCCUAUUACAGUUUUGGUUGCACAACAGGUCUCAUUGAUUUUAGAUGGUGUCCAUCAGGUUUCGGACUGCUGUCUGUUGUUUUAUAUUAGUUAAGGGGGUACUCCGCCCCUAGCAUCUUAUCCCCUAUUCAAAGGAUAGGAUGUCAGAUCGCUGGGGUCCCACUGCUGGGGACCCCCUGGAUCUCCGCUGUGGCACCCCGCUAUCAUUACUGC